Messenger RNA from Colletotrichum karsti, 1086 nucleotides. Its product is annotated as transcription factor tfiih subunit. Gene Ontology annotation, cellular component: transcription factor TFIIH core complex; transcription factor TFIIH holo complex. The transcript has a single exon. Lineage: Eukaryota; Fungi; Ascomycota; Sordariomycetes; Glomerellales; Glomerellaceae. The record is from RefSeq and is a predicted model, not a curated record. Gene Ontology annotation, biological process: nucleotide-excision repair; regulation of DNA-templated transcription. Bases 1 to 1086 code for a protein of 361 amino acids.
AUGAACAACGUCGACGCCUCGGACCACUACGAGGUCUCCUCGCACGAGACCACGCCUUCCCUCCUUUCCAUCGUCAUCGACACGAACCCCCGAGCCUGGGCUGCUCUCAACGACGUCCUCCCGCUCUCCAAGGCGAUCGCGAACAUCCUCGUCUUCGUUAACGCACACCUCGCCUUCAGCAAUGCGAACCAGGUCGCCAUCAUAGCCUCGCACAGCAACCGCGCAGUAUGGCUCUACCCCACGAAACCCGAGCCCUCGGGCGCCUCGAACGGCACGUCUGAAGACGUCGACAUGACGGACGCCUACGCGCCGACCCCCAACAAAGCUUCAGCGAACAAGUUUCCCCAGUUCGCACAGAUCGAAACGGCUGUCCUGGCAGCAGUGCGAGCACUCGUCAACGCUACCACCGAAGCUGAUCUGGCCUGUACGACAACGCAGCUCUCAGGCGCGCUCACGCUUGCGCUGUCGCACAUCAACAAGACCUCCAUGGCACUAAACGAGACGAAAAAGGCGCCAGAGGGCACUCGCACAACCUCUUCCGCCCUCAGCCGUCUACGGGCCCGCAUCUUCAUCCUCUCCGUAUCCGACUCGGAGCCGGUUCAGUACAUAUCUACAAUGAACGCGGUUUUCGCGGCCGCCCACUCCCAAAUCCCCAUCGAUACCCUCGCCUUGUCAGGCGACGCAACAUUUCUUCAACAAGCGAGCUACAUCACAGACGGAACGUUCAUGCAGGCGACCAGCCCUAGGGGAUUGCUGAGCUACCUUAUGUUCGCCUACUCCGCCGACGCUGAGGCUCGAUCGUCAUUAAUCCCGCCCACACACCACACGGUCGACUUCCGCGCCGCCUGCUUCUGCCACGGCCGAGUCGUCGACACGGGCUUCGUCUGCAGCAUCUGUCUUAGCAUAUUUUGCGACGUGCCCGAAAACUCGGAAUGUCUCACGUGUGGUACCAAACUCGCUCUUGGAAGCUACGGCGCUAAGCCCGCUGUCGUUCCGAGGAAGAAGAAAAAGAAGAAGAAGGUGCUGGCUAAUGGCAACAUCAGGGAGGAGACAGGCACCCCUGGAGGCACUCCGCGUCCAGGAUAA